This is a messenger RNA of Ilyonectria robusta, 848 nucleotides long. RefSeq names its product class I glutamine amidotransferase-like protein. Bases 39 to 848 code for a protein of 269 amino acids. The record is from RefSeq and is a predicted model, not a curated record. Lineage: Eukaryota; Fungi; Ascomycota; Sordariomycetes; Hypocreales; Nectriaceae. Gene Ontology annotation, cellular component: cytosol; nucleus. The transcript has a single exon.
CUUCGAUAUUAGAAACCCCCAACUCAACAAUACCAGUGAUGGCUCAGAGCAAUCAAUCAGAGCGUCUUGUCCGGAUCGCUGUUCUAGACUGCGAUUACACAGCACCCAAGGUCGCCGAGACUUGGGGUCCAACGUACGGCAAUAUCUUCGCCCAUCGCCUCAAGGCAGCUGCCGAGUCAGUGUGCUCGACAAAGCUGCUAGACUUUUCCUUUUACGACAUUCUCAAAAACGAAAUUCCCAACGCCGACGCCGAGUUCGAUGCAAUUAUCAUAACAGGCUCCGUUAAGGCAGUAUACGACCCGGAUGCCUGGAUACCCAAUUUCAAAUCCUUCAUCCAGGAGACGUAUCACCACCGUCCCCAGGUUCGGAUGUUUGGCGCUUGUUUUGGUCAUCAGAUUAUUUCAGAAGCACUACUCGAGCAAUUCGGUGUAAUAGUCGAAAAAGAUCCGAAUGGAUACGAAGUCGGCGUUCAGGCCAUCAGCCUGAACCCUGCGUUCACGGCGCAUUUCCGUCAUGUUUUGGAUUUAGACGUCGAGAAUAAGUUGCGAAUGCAAUUUGCUCACGGUGACCACGUCCGGCUGGAUUCUCCAUGGCCCGAGUCUUGGAUGUCAAUCGGCAGCACUUCUCACUGUCGAAUCCAGGGUGUCUUCCAGCCAGGACGGGUUCUAACUUUCCAAGGGCACUUCGAGUUUGAUCAAGAUAUUUCGACGAACUCGAUGAAGUAUUUCUACACCGCAGAGAGAGGGUUUACUACAGAAGAUCUGAAUUCCGCUUUUCGUCAAGUCCAACAGCCUGACGACGCGGACGAGGCGGCUAAGCUGUUAUUUGCAUUUCUGGCAGAAGUGUGA